Lodderomyces elongisporus is the source of this 444-nucleotide messenger RNA. RefSeq names its product Tom22p (gene TOM22). Gene Ontology annotation, cellular component: mitochondrial outer membrane. The transcript has a single exon. NCBI's taxonomy places the organism in Eukaryota, Fungi, Ascomycota, Pichiomycetes, Serinales, Debaryomycetaceae. The record is from RefSeq and is a predicted model, not a curated record. Bases 1 to 444 code for a protein of 147 amino acids. Gene Ontology annotation, biological process: intracellular protein transport.
AUGGUUAAGGUAACACAAAUUGAAGACGAGACAUUCACCAACGGACAACAAACCGUUGAGAAAGUGGAGAUCAACCAAUUCUCUGAUGACGAUGCAUCAGACGUUUCUGACUCUGAGUUUUCCGAUGAUGACGAUUUCGACUAUGAGAACGAGACCAUAUACGAUCGUAUUGCCGCUUUAAAAGAUAUAAUUCCACCACUGCAACGUGAUCAACUUUCCAGCUUGACUUCAACGGUGAGUUCAUAUGUUUCAGCUGCUGCAAACAACGGAGGUAAAUUGUUGUGGGCAUUAACUUCAAGUUCACUUUUGUUGGGUGUUCCUUUGGCAUUGGCAAUCUUGAGUGAGACUCAGUUGCAAGAGAUGGAGAAGGAUAUGAGUUUGCAAAAAGCAGCACAAGAUGUAUUGGCACCAGGCUCUGACGAAGCAUUCAAUGAGAAAAAAUAA